Messenger RNA from Nothobranchius furzeri (turquoise killifish), 10329 nucleotides. NCBI's taxonomy places the organism in Eukaryota, Metazoa, Chordata, Actinopteri, Cyprinodontiformes, Nothobranchiidae. The record is from RefSeq and is a predicted model, not a curated record.
AUGUUACUUUAAAACCUUUUAUUUAUUAACUUAUGGUACUCUGUUCAGACUGAUCAGAACAGGAUUGCAGAAUUUGAAUUUUGCGUAACUUCAAACAUUAAAUUUAGCACUGCAGUGAACUUUACAUAUGCGAGUUGCAACUUUUAGAGCUCUUAUUUAUCUUAUUUAUUUUUCCUGGUACCGCAUCAGGCCCUCACACUGUGGUUCUCUCUAUUCAACCCCCACCUCCCCCCGAUUCCGAGAAAUGAUGGGGUGCCACCUCCACCUCCUAAUAUGGUCAAAAGUAGUUGAGACUUACAUAAGCUGGACUGAACAACAGGUUGUGGAGCACGUAAUCAGCAGCUGGGCUGCCUGAUAAGCAAAAAUUUGCACCGCACGUGUGCGGCUGGAGUUGAUAAGCAACAUGUCAACAUGCACGUACCCAAAAACACUGUUUUUAGCUCCUACAACACAUCAUCCAGCGCUGAUCACCCACCCACGGAGCUCCCAAACCUCGGCUCUGCUUUUUGCACUCUCCAAGUGCUCAAACUGAGAGCCAUACGCAGCCUCUCGCUGCAAACUCAAGACGUCUUCUCACAGGCCUCACUACUGCUUUGCAAACACUCUUAAAUUUGUUACUCCUCGAGGACGAACCGAACUCAGCAAAGACUUCAACUUCUUAUACAGGCCUCUUUUUCUCUUUUUACUUUGCCACAAACUCUUAUUAAAUUUACCAAACCCCAGGGGAAAGACCGAAUUACAGGCAAAGCUCAUUUCUCACAACUUCAGCGCUUUUUCUUCAGGAUCCCCGUCUCUGCUCUUACCGAGUCAGGAGACUGGAUUUCUCAAAACCUUGUCAGCUUUUCAGAUUCUAUUCCAAUCUGCUGUCCCACCUUUCAAUUUGACACUUAAAAUUUGUCCGUCAUCAAAAUGACACAGCUGACUUCACACGGUGUGAAUAUUUUACCACUGUCAGACAUGAAUCCUCUCUCCAACUGAUAUUUAUAGUAUUAUCAGAACAGGAGAACACCCCUGCCCAGUGACAGAGGCCACAAAAAUGAACAAAAACAUGCUCACCUGGGCCCUUAGUACGGACCUCAGCCACUGGACAGGAGCCAAGGGACGCCACGGAAAGUCCUCGCUGUUCACCCAUCUGGGGUGCCAACAUGUGGGCAAUUUCUGUUAUUCUUAAAGAAAAGAGUCGGAGAGAGUUUUUCAGUCGAGAACAGCGUGGUCUUUUAUUUGUCUCCUCACAUCUCAGGACAGCCGGAAAGACCCCGACAAAAGAGUGGUUCCCCUUUUUAUAGCUCACAUCUCUUCUGUGGAAACUGUGGGUGGAGACUUCUGUCUGGGACACAGCAACACUUUUGGAAUCACAUCAAGUAUUUAGCAAGUCAGAUAAGCUUUAAGCAAUGUUACUGGAAGCAAGCAGAGACCAAAAAAGGAAAUUCCUUUGGAGCUGAUGUUGGAACAGCACACGAACUCUAGCCAGAAAACACUUUCAACCUAAGAACUCAGCUUUAACUCAAUACAUUUUGUAGAUGACCUCUUGACCUUUUUGGCACCAACAACGUCACGUGCAGACUUAAGGUCUGUUGCGACGGACGUGCUGUGGGCUCCUGGAGUCAGGUAAACGGCCAGGUAACAGUGAGUGGGUUAGUCCACAUAGUACUGUUGUCCAAAACGUUUUUUUUUUUAAUCUUUACUAAUCACAAUUCCUUAGGGGUACAUUAACAUGAACAUGAUUACUAAUCACUGAUUUACAUUUUAGUACUGAUUUACAUUUCUGUUUUUUAUAGUAUCUUUGAAGUUGAUUUAAGAGUGAAUAUUUCUUUUGUGAUUAUCAAUUCUUUGAUUUAUCUCACAGGGCUAUAACCAAUUUUGCCCCUGUCCUGACAGCGUGUAUUUCCAGUGAGGUUUCACUGAUACCAGUUAGGGUUUCUUUCAUUUUUCUGCUUCUCGCAUCAUCCUUUUUGCACCUAACACAGACAGGGCUGCAUCCAUUUCUUCACUUAAUGGGUAAUUACAAAUAAAACUAACACAUAGUACAACAGGUACUCAUAGAGUUAGGUUUUUCAUUUUUUUUUGAUGACAUGAAAUGCAAUUUUGUCGUGUCUACAUUGAAGUGCCUGCACUGUGCUCUCUCUCCUCUGCUGAGCUUGUGAGGAUCCUGCUUCCUGGGGGUGGAUCCGUGACUCGUCAUCUGCAUCGACUACUCCUGGGGGGUGCUCCGGCUCGUUGGCCUUGGACGACUGUGGUUCCGGCAUGGCUGCUGGGACACCUCAUUCAUUGGGAUUACUGUCAACUGCUCUUCCCUUUUUGUGGAUUACGAUAAGUACUCUUUCAAAGUUCAAUUUUUAUUUGGAAUAUUACCCUGCCUGCGGAUACAACGAUCGAUUUUUAAUUGGAAUACUACCCUGUUCGUGGAUACGUACAAGAUUUGCUCCUGCUUUGCUUUAUUGCCCGUGAGGAUAUAAAGUUGCUGUUGCUUCGUUUAUGGCUUCCAUGGGGAAUAAUUAAUAACCUGCUGACUUGUGUUCUUCCUGAGGAGUAUGCGAGACUGUUCUUCGGCGUGGGGUUCGUACCUCACCACAGAUGGCUGUUCCCUUGGGAUCACAUCCUGUUCUGUUGUCAAGAUUCUUCAUAACUUGGGUUUGUUCAACGACCAAGUGGUCUCUUGAAGGACCACACUGACCUUGAAAAGGGGGGAUAUGUAACGUUAUGAACUUCAGAAUUUUCAGCUCCACACAGCUGCCCCUGUACACAGUAACACCCGUGUAGAAAACGCCAAGGUCGGGUGUUCCUCAGACUGUUUACAUUCCAGGAGAAGAGCCAGAAGGAGAAGAAGAACGCUUUUCAAUAAUCAAAGUACUUAAUUUGUGAUUAAAGCUAUUCGAAACAUAUGUUGAUCAAUAAUAAUCAAGUGAAUGAUCUGUGGAAUAAAGAUGUCAUGAUUUAUGUGUUUAAUGAAAACAGGACUACUGCACAGACAGACUGACCCUCAUCUCCAUAGAAACGCAUGACACAUUGUUCCAACCAAUCAGAGCUUUCGGCUGCCGCAAGAGAAUCUGGCUUGUUGACUUAAAGUGUCCAUUCCGCUUUACUAAAACUUAUCAACAAUUCAGAGAUAUAAAACAAGGCAACGCCAUUUUAAGCUCAGUUCCAUUUUGACUUCAGUUCUAUUCACCGUCAUCCCAAAGAGAAGCACAGCCUGGCCAGAUGUGUUUUCUUCUUUAAACUAAGAACUGUGAAGUUGGAGAUUUUCGUCGUUUAACAACCAGACGACAUCAUUUCAAAAUAAGAGCACCUGCUGACGCUGCCGAUUGUUACCUGGGUCGACCCUUCAGACGGGCUUUGAAACGCUGUGACCGCGGUUUCGACCAGCUCCAGCGCACAUCCGAGGUCUUCAGACCUGGCAUUUCCUGAUCUACCUGGGAGGCCCCCACUGGGUACGUACACGGCAAAAUAGCAGCUCAUGUCAUCACUUUAUAAGCCUCGUGAUAUCUAGUCAUAACAAUCAGACUACCAGAUUCAAUGACGUCAGCCUAAGGAGUCUGAACCAACCACAAACACACACACACAUCGAACAUCACAUUCAUUUCCAAACAACACAGAGUUAGUCCUGAUAGAUUGUAGAAUUUAUAAUAAAAUUCUUAAACGAUCCCAACUCUCUCUUUUCUUGUCUCAAGGUCAAUACAGAGUGUUAAAUGAACUCCCUGAUGAUAAAAACAACCUAUUCUUCUGAUUAUAAAAACUAGAUCUACUUACAGUAUAUUAAAAUACAACUCUAGAUCGUUACAUCACUCUAUUUCUCUACAGAAAUAAUAAUAAAAGUUGGGUAAAUCCAGUCCUCCUCUGUCUUUGGUUUUCUGAAGCGUUUUUAAGCUAAUUCGUGGAGGUUUAUCCUGCCAAAGGAAUUUUGUAAUUGAGGAGUCCAGAGAUUUAAACCAGUCAGCUGGUGGUUUGUUUGGGAUCAUUGAAAAUAAGUAAUUUAUUCUGGGUAAGACUAUCAUUUUAAUUGUAGCAACUCUCCCCAUGAGUGAUAUUGGUAAGGAUUUCCAUCUUGCAAGAUCAUCUUCCUUCUUCUAUCACUGGCAAAUAAAAAGUGAGACAGAUGACACAACCGCCCCCCGUACUUGCUUGUUACCGCAUUCCACCCGGCCACAAUAAAAAAAACGGCCAUUAGUCACCUCCGCCGACUCUGACACUGGCCAAAAAUGAUGCCCGGCAGUUAAUUAAAUACAGGCUAAUAUCAGAGGACUUACGGUAAUUCACCACCUGCUCCUCUUGCUAUAAAAGAUCCAUUCAGCUACCCAGUCAUUGCCAGAUUAUUGAAAGCUUUGCAAGUAAAUUCUCCAGCCUGUUUACUCACCUUGUCUUCUGAUCCCGAACCCUGCUCCGUUCCUGACCUCGUCUCUUGGAUUUACCCUGUCUGCUCCGCUGCUGCUCUGAUCCUCUGGCUCCGACUCUGCUCCGUCCCCGACCUCGUCUCUUGGAAUUCCCCUACGGACUAUUCUCUAUUUCAGAUCUCCUGGUAACGACCUCCUGCCUCCUGACCUAGCCUCUGCCUCUCUCCUAUUAAUAAACAUCGUUAAACUGUCAUUCUUUGUUGGGUGUUUUUACGGAUCCGCCAGUCAGCUCGUGACAGAAUAAUCUGGCCACAAUGGAUCCGACCCCAACAUCAGAGUGACGUGUUAGUGUGGAGACGGCUAUAAACAAACUGGAGAACAAGACUGAGGACAUGCUAAACCUGCUACGAGCUAACCAACAGAGAUCACCGCCAGAUGCUUCCGGUUUAACUCCAGACUCCGCCAUCCUGCCCUGAAGUUCUCCUAUUCUUGAGCCACGCCUGGUUCCGCCUGAAGUUUUCCGAGGUGAAUCGAAGAACUGCCAUGCAUUUCUUACACAAUGUGAGAUUCAGUUUGAGCUACAGCCCUCCUCUUUUUCCACGGAGCGAUCUCGAGUGGCAUACGUCAUUUCCUUGUUAUCAGGAUAAGCCAGAGUUUGGGGAACUGGAGAAUGGGCAAGAAAUUCUGGGAUCUGUUACAAUUACCAUGAUUUUGCUCAUGAACUUAUAAGGAUUUUUAUCCAUUAUUACCUGGUCGUGAAGCCACCCGCAAACUCAUGACGUUAAAACAGGAUAACAGAAGGGCCACGGAUUACAUCAUUGACUUUCAUGCUAUUUCUGCUACCAGUGACUGGAAUUAGCCCGCUCUUAUGGACAUGUUCUAUCAAGGUCUUUCUGACAGAAUCAAAGACGAAAUGGCCACCCGAGAAUUUCCCAAGACCUUGGUAGAACCGGAGAACCUAGCUACAAGAACUGACCUUCGACUCAUGGAAUACAGGAGAGACAGAACAACCCGGAAUUUUAAUCAGCCUGCAUCAAUCCCUUACCGUCCUGCUCGACAGUCAUCCUCAGGUGAAUUGUCUAAGGUUGGUGGUUUUUUUUCCACUCCCAUCAGGACUGAGGAACCAAUGCAACUUGGCAGGUCACAACUAUCACAGAAGGGAAGACCAGAAGGAGGAAUCUUAAUCUGUGUUUGUAUUGCGGCAACCUGGGGCACAUGGUUCGGAACUGCCUGUUAAAAGGACAGACCCAGUAGAUAUCCAGAGGCGUCUACUGGGUCACAUUAAUCCUAAAUCCUCGUCCAGACCUCCAGUAACUGCCAUUUUUUCCCACAAAAACCAAGAGACGAAGCUCCCAGUAUUUAUUGACUCUGGCGCAGACACGGAGUUUAUGGACUACAACAUGGCCAAGACUCUGGGAUUGGAGCUUCAACCCAUGUCAGGAACUCAGGAGAUUCUGGCUAUCGACAGCCACACUAUGUAUCGUGCCACCCAGGAGACGGAGCCUUUAAAUAUGAGGAUUGAAGGUAACCACACAAAGACUUUAAAAUUUCUGGUUAUUAAAUCUCCAAGCAUUCCUAUCAUUCUGGGCAACACCUGGUUACAAAAACACAACCCACAAAUUGACUGGUACAAAGGAAAGGUUCUUCAAUGGUCUGCUCACUGUCAUCAUAACUGUUUAAACUAUGCUUCUCCUCCUACUCAAUCUGUUCAGGAUCCCCAAUAAAUCUACCCUGACCUUUCCAAAGUACCCAAGACUUACCAUGAUUUGAAGGAGGUUUUCAGCUAACAUCGUGCCACCUCUCUUCCACCUCACCGCCCAUAUGACUGUGCCAUCGACCUAUUACCUGGUACUUUUCCUCCUAGGGGCUGUUUGUUUUCCCUCUCCAUUCCGGAACAAACUGCCAUGACCAAAUACAUUAAGGAAUCGCUACAGGCAGGACUUAUCCGACCAUCCUCCUUCCCAGCCGGUGCUGGGUUUUUCUUUGUGGAAAAGAAACAUGGAUUCCUUAGGCCUUGUAUCGACUAUCGAGCCCUGAAUGACAUCACCAUAAAAAAUCGCUAUCCCUUACCACUCAUAAACGCCGCCUUUGACUCUCUUCACGGAGCCUGAAUAUUUACAAAACUGGAUCUACGCAACGCUUACCACUUGGUUCGCAUACGUGAAGGAGAUGAAUGGAAGACUGCUUUUAACACCCCCACAGGCCAUUAUAUAUAGUAUCUCGUCAUGCCAUUUGGACUAACUAAUGCACCUGCUGUUUUUCAGGCCCUCAUCAAUGAUGCUCUUAGAGACAUGGUGGGCAGUUGUGUGUUCGUCUAUCUCAAUGACGUUUUGGUAUUUUCUCCUGACCCAGAGACCCACCAGACACACGUACAUGCCGUACUCCUCCACCUCCUCCAGAAUAACCUGUUUCUCAAAGCUGAAAAAAGUGAAUUCCAUUGUACCACUGUCUCUUUCCUUGGUUUCACUAUCUCUCCCAAUCAGAUUGCCAUGGAUCCUGCCAAAACUUCUGCCGUUGUCAGCUGGCCCGUUCCCACAACCCGUAAACAGCUCCAACGAUUCCUAGGGUUCGCCACCUUCUAUCGGAGAUUCAUAAAGGGAUACAGUAAGAUCACUACACCUCUGCAUGCCCUCACUUCCAGCAAGGCCAGUUUUCAAUGGAAUAAGUCAGCCACUCAUUCCAAAAACUCAAAGACAUGUUUACAUCUGCACCGGUCCUGCAUUUACCCGAUACCACAAGACAGUUCAUUGUUGAAGUUGAUGCCCCAGCCUUUGGAGUUGGGGCCGUCCUCAGUCAGAAAUCCAAGGACAAUAAAUUACAUCCAUGUGCAUUUUUCUCCAAGACUCUUUCAUCCACAGAGUGCAAUUAUGAUGUUGGAGAGCUUUUGGCCAUCAAACUUGCACUGGAAGAAUGGCGGCAUUGGCUGGAGGGGGGCUGUUACACCAUUCAUUGUGCACAGCAAAUUGAAAAGAGUCUUACCCUGCACAUAUUUCCUGUUUAAAAAUGCACCAUGAGGAGUCGUUGCCUGGCCAACCAAGACACAAACUGCAUGCCCACACCGCCUCAGGCUUUGAGAUUCCCCGCUAUCAUACACACAUUCACAUGACACACCCAUAUACAAACACACCUUGAUGGAGCAUGUGUCCUAGUUCCUGAUAACCACUCUAGCUCUUUAGCUUCAGAGCAGCCAUUGGAGUUUGAUGAUAUCUGUCCACCUCCUUUAUCAAAGAGGGAAAAAGGCAUUUUGGAGGAGCCAAGCAGCCCUGAGCUAUAUCGCUUUGUACCGAUGGCUUGUGUUGCCCCAGGCUACUGGUGCAGAGCCAUAAACACUCACUUGCUAUUCCCAUUCUAACUUGCUAUGUAUAAUUGGCUGAGCUUCAGACUCUGCUGCUGACCACAUAUGGAAACGGUAAUGUCACUGGGUAUCUUUUAGCCAAUAGCAAUUGCUUAUUAAAAUUCAAACUUUUUAUCUGAAGAGGGCGCUACCCUAACAGUUUUACACAGAAUAUUUAUAUUUUAAAUUCGAUUCACUAAAAUGCCAAAAUAGUGACUACACAUGUCUACACCAUUAUUAGACAGUUAUUUAUAGGUUAUCAGCAAAAAAAAAACAAAAAAAACCAAAAAAAAACUUGAUUUCAGGAUGAAUUGAUCAAAUGUAAAGACUUUUCUUUUCUUUUCUGUAGGAGCACUUUUUUGAUUCCAAAAGUAAUGAAGGCUACAUCGCUUGGAAACUAAAAACAUGCAGCGUGAACUCCAUGGUGGCAGGAGAAGGAGCAGCACAAGUAGAGAUCCAUCAAGCAACAGAGGACCACAAUUUGGAAGACCCGUGACUGCAGAGCAUCAGUUGGAGGGCGAUCUGUUCAGAGAGGCCAUUUCCCUGCUGAGGCACAGCACAGAUGAAAGCCAUAUCUUCUUGAAAAUGGAACAAACAUUUAAGCACAGACAAGAACUAAUUCAGGAUUCUGAGAAGUGUGAGACCAUCCUUAGUGUGUUCCCAAGAUUCCUGGACACAAAAGGCCUGGUAAGUCCGCUUUGGAUAUAGCGUCUUAAGCUGCAGGCUUUGUCGUCUUAUUUCAGAAUAGUGGGUCAUGACUGUUUUAAUUAGCUCAAAAAGAUUAGCAGACUUUAAAAUGUCUUUGUUUGCUGAACUGUGCAGUUUCCAAAUUUGUGUGUGGUUUUGUUUGUUUUUAAGGUGGUACAGGUUUUCCAGAUGAUGUUUGGAGAAGAAGUCUCACCAAAACUAAUGGAAAAAUGGGGAACCUCUUUGAAGGUGAAAGUCAUCAAAGAAGCCAACAACCUCACAAAGACACCGGUCCUGGAGUCUCUCAUUCAGUCUGCAGUGGAGAGCCCAGAAGGAAAUGAUGAAUCAAGUUUACAUUUGAAUGAUCUCUUCCCCACCACCACCACCAUUCAUUUUGGAAUGCAAAAAGAAGAAAUAACUAUUUUUUUAUUUCAAAAUAUCAAAACUUACUUGGCUGAAAUGUCUUGGGACAGUGACAUGGCAGCUCUGUUAUUGCUGGUUUACCUCCUACCUCCACCACCCGGUGGGAAGAAGAGACCUGUAAAGGUCACCGUUCGAGAAGCUCUGAGCCAUGUUGUCUGCUUUCACAAAUCAUGCCGCAACCUUCAAGAGACGACCAGUUCAGUCCAGGGGAGGCAGCCCUACAUUCUGGCGGUUGGAACAACACGUCGCACCAUCAAUGACUACUACAUUGUGGUGGAUGGUCAGCUCAUUCCCUGCAAGGCUAAGUCCUCUAUUUCAGCCUUUGACGAACUUUUCAAAGUGCACUAUGUGUUUGGCAUCUCUUACGAUCAGGCCCUGCACAAUAUGUAUACAUUUGUGCAGACCACCAUUUAUAAUAUAGAUGUUGGUCUGUGUCAUGAAAGUCCUAGGGUGAAGGAUCUUAGAGCAAAGCUCCUCAACUGAAUCAGCUACACAAAAAGAUGUUUCGAUGUUUUGUUUGCAAGUCUACCUUUUGCACUGUCAAAGGCUUGGUUUGGCAUCUGAAGUUUUCUCCUGGAUUUUACCCUGGUUUGAAAUUUAAACCAGCCUGGCUGAUAACCUGCACGUUGACAUGAACUCUGAGGUUGAUGUGGUAUCUUGGGUUGCAUGUUAUGGAACUGAGUAUCACCCUGGACUUGUUGUGUGCUCAAAGAUUGAAGGGGUAAUACCAUGUAUUCAGUCAAAUAAGUGAAAUUAUUGUUUGUGCUGGUAAAUAUUUUCUGGCAGUGGAACACCUUGAGACGCUGGGAUUUGCUGAGCAUUUUCACUCGUACCAUGUGGCAAAGGGAAGUGAGUUUGAUACUUCUCUGUUGAGGGUUGAUUUGUUGCAGUUUUUCAAACCAUUUGAUCUUCAGACAACUUACGGGUUUGAGAGGAAUGAUUUGUAUGUGGUUCUUGUGCAUGUGCUGUUAUAGCAGACAUCAAAAAAGUAAAAGAUUUUUGUUUUAGGAUAGGUCCAGUUUGGUACAAACUUGGGUGAUAAAGCACCUUUGUUUUAGAGACAACACCAGUUUAUGAAACAGAUUCUGCUUCUUUGCAUCAUUUGUUCCUCAUUUUGAGGUUCAUUACUUGUACUCAUGAUUCAUUGAACAGUAAACGUAAAGACCAUGCGCUUAAGUGUCUGAAGGAUGUCCUUGGGUUUCUCACAAUUUUUGGAACAAAUUGUAACACAUUUUAGUGUUUCUAUUUUCAAAUAAAUAUUAGAAAAUUCUGUGGUCAGUUGCUUAUUGCUGUUCAUUUAUCUUUAAAGUGCUCUUGAUUUCAAAUUAAAAUGCUGAAAUGGACUAUUUCAGUGAUUAACUCCCUUUGCAGGGUGUUAUUGGACUCCAUAUGGUCCACAUUAGACACUGUUGGAGUUCUUUCUACAAUUUAAGAGUAAAUUUUACACCAAACUCAGUGAUCAUUUGGGUCCAAGUGUCCAGUGUUAAAACAACACUGGACACCGGAGUUAAACAAAUAACACUAGAAUAGUGUGGAAUCUUUGACACUUUGAGAGUA